Molecule: messenger RNA, 1090 nt
Organism: Microbotryum saponariae
Lineage: Eukaryota; Fungi; Basidiomycota; Microbotryomycetes; Microbotryales; Microbotryaceae
Source: the annotation of a GenBank genome assembly
AUGUUCAAGCAACCGGGAACGCAGAUCAAGUGUGGCACGCCGUUCACGAUGCUCGGAGUAGCAUCGGAUCGCUCAACUCGCUGUCUUGCUCGUCCCACAGGCUGACAAACGUUUCGAUCGUGAGGCUGAAGAAGGCCGGCAAACGUUUCGAGGUACACACCGACUUGAUCUACUCUUUCCAUGCGAAGCGGGAAUUGGCCUCUGAAUUUAUAUUUGCCUAUUCCUCAGAUCGCAUGCUACAAAAACACCGUCAAGGCUUACCGAUCGGGUGCCCAGACCGAUUUGUCUGAAGUGAUCCAAAUCGACAACGUCUUCACCAACGUCUCCAAGGGCCAGGUCGCACCUUCGGAUGACCUCCAAAAGGCGUUCAACACCACCGAGGUGCAGAACAUCAUGAUGGAGAUUUUGGACAAGGGCGAACUGCAGGUUGGGGAGAAGGAACGCGCGGCCGAAUUGGACGACCUGAGGAGGGAGAUUUGCUCCGAGGUUGCAGCGAGGUGUGUCGAUCCUGGUACGCAGAGACCGCAUACGACGGGGAUGAUUGAGAAGGCCAUGAACGAGGUCGGGUACAGCGUCAAGAGUCACAAGAGUGCCAAGGUUCAGGUAAGCCUCUCUCUCCCUUUUCUCGGUCGUCCCCGACGAUGAGUGCUCUGAUGCCAAGCCGGUCAUCUUUUCACCCAGGCCCUGGAUUUGAUCAAGGUGCUGCAAGCCAACAAGACCUUACCGAUCGCACGGGCACGGAUGAGGGUCAGGGUCACCAUGCCAGCAAAGGAGGGCAAGAAGAUCAAGGACAAGGUCUUGGCGCUCGUCGCUAAAGUCGAAGAUGACGAAUGGAACGACGAGUGGGAGCUUGCAAGUCUUCGAAUCAGCCUUUCCUUUCUCGAAAGACGAACGCUCACUGACAUUUGCUGUUGCUGUGCUUUUGUGUUGUUGUGUCCGACGCCCAUAGAUCGCCUUGAUCGACCCUGGAUCGUUCAAGCUGAUCGACGAGCUGCUGCAUUCUGAAGUCAAGGCAGGCAAAGGGGGUGCUUCGGCGAAGAUCGAGAUGAUCAGUUUCAGCGCCGUUGAAGGGGAGGAGAGGACCGAGUAG